This is a messenger RNA of Paramecium sonneborni, 199 nucleotides long. The record is from the annotation of a GenBank genome assembly. NCBI's taxonomy places the organism in Eukaryota, Ciliophora, Oligohymenophorea, Peniculida, Parameciidae.
AUGUAUGAUAAUUCAAAAAUAAUUUAAAAGUUUGUAUAGAUCUAAGUAAUAAAUUAGAUUAGAAAAUAUUAAUAGGAUUAGUUUUUGAAAUAUAGGAUGUAUGAAUGAGUGGAUUUAGGUUGAAAUGAAAAGGAAGGAAAAGAAAGUGAAGAAUGGUUUUGAGGAAUAGAAUGUGGAUGUUUUAGGAUUCGAUAUUUGA